This is a messenger RNA of Microthlaspi erraticum, 975 nucleotides long. The record is from the annotation of a GenBank genome assembly. Lineage: Eukaryota; Viridiplantae; Streptophyta; Magnoliopsida; Brassicales; Brassicaceae.
AUGGUGUCUUACAAGAGGUUUAGGGCUCUUCAUCGUCACACAAUUCAGCUGAGGGAAGAUAUGGCCGCCUGUGAGAGGGAAUUGAUGGAUGCAGAGCAAGGUUCCUUGGACUGUGGAGAUGCUUCUCGUGAGUCCGAUAGAGAGAUGGCGGAAUGUAUUGAGCAUCUUAAAGACACCUCUGCGAAGAUGGGAGAGAAGUGGGAAGUGGUGAAGGAAUCCUUACUCUUAGCACAUACCGGAUGGUACUGGAAAGGGUCUGACCGGCUUACAAAAAUGCACGGCCGCCAUUCGUAUGCUGCAUAUGGCAAUGCAGCUGAUGCAGUCGAUGAAUACCUCAGACUAGGAGCGAGCACUGCGCUAAAAUGCUUGCAUAAAUUUACCAACGCAAUCAUCGGUUUUUACGAGGAGGACUAUCUCAGAAGGCCUACACCAGCAGAUCUUAAACGAUUACUCAAGGUCGGAGAGACGCGUGGAUUUCCUGGCUCAAUAGGAAGCAUUGACUGUACUUUAAACGACAUUAAUGUUCUCCACCGCUCACCCGUGUUUGAUGAUAUAUUAGAAGGUCGAGCUCCUAAGGUGUCAUUCUCUGUUAAUGGACACCGAUACAAGAAGGCUUACUAUCUCACAGAUGAAGUUGAGCGCGCUUUUGGAGUCUUACAAGCUCGAUUUGCAAUUGUUAAAAACCCGUCUCUUACCAUGGAUAAGGAGAAGAUAGGGAAUAUAAUGAAGGCUUGUAUCAUAUUACACAAUAUGAUUGUGGAAGAUGAAAGAGACGCUGAAACUAUAGAUAACGUAACGGAAUUCCAACAAGGAGGAGCAGACGGGAGCGGGUCUUCACGAGUACGUCCCCCUGACCGCUUGCCGUCGAAUGUCCACAAUAUUAUGGCUAAUCGAGCUGAUAUUCGUGACCAACAAAAGCAUCACCAAUUGAAAGCUGAUUUGGUUGAGCAUAUUUGGAACAAAUUUGGUCAUUAA